CCCAGCAUGCCUCGCGCGCCGCCGGCAGCUCUCGCGGGGCCCGCGCGCCGAUAAGGGAGCUCCCUCAGGGCUCGCCUCUGCAGCUGCCCGCCGGUGGCAGCUUAGCCAUGGCGCCGCUCGGGCCGCUGGCCCCUGGCCUACUGCCGCCCACCGAGCCUCGCUAGUCUCAGCCCGGCUGCCGCCGCCAUGAGCUCGCGGCAACCGGAUGCUCCUGCGCUGGAGCAGGGCGGUGGGGCCCGCCCGGGCAAGAUGUCGCUGCCCGUCGGCGUGCCGCGUCGGGCCUUCAGCUACGACGAUGCCCUAGAGGACCCGGCGCCCAUGACGCCGCCGCCUGCAGAUCUGUGCGCCAACGUCCUGUGGAAGCAGCCGGUCAUCCCUGAGCGCAAGUACCAGGAGCUCUCGAAGAUUGAGGAAGGGGAUGCUAACGUGAAUGCACCUGCCAUACCUCCUUCAUCAUCCACUGAGAGUGUGAACAAGGUACCUGUGGUGAAGGCCAAGGCCACUCAUAUCAUCAUGAACUCUCUCAUUACAAAGCAGACUCAGGAGAGCAUUCAACGCUUUGAGCAGCAGGCAGGCCUGAGAGAUGCUGGCUACACUCCCCACAAAGGCCUCACUACCGAGGAGACCAACUAUCACCGUGUGGCCGAGGCAGUCCAUAAGCUAAAAAUGCAGAGUGGAGAGAUGACAAAAGAUGACAGACAGACUUCGUCUGCUCAGUCCACCCCAAGCAGCACACCCCACUCUUCUCCCAAGCAUAAAAACAGGGGCUGGUUUCGACAGGGAUCUUCUUCUAUCACUGGCCCAGACUUUGCCAUGGAAAAGGUGGGGGACAACUUGCCAUCUGAAAGAUGGAGCUUUUUUGGACCCAAAGCAAUCCAGAAAUCCACCACUGAUCCAGGAGGAUUUACCAUCCAAUCCUAUAAGGGUGCCCAGAAGCCUUCCCCAAUGGAGCUGAUGCGUGCUCAGGCUACUAGGAUGUCAGAAGAUCCAGCCCCCUUCAAGCCCCCCAAAAUGGACAUUCCGGUCACGGAAGGGAGGAAGCAAUCUCCACGUUCCCAUAAUAUCAAACCCCGGGAUCUGAACGUGCUCACUCCCACUGGGUUCUAGGAAGAACUUCUUUAGUGAGCUACAGGGUGUCUUAGUUGCUGCUUCCCUGUCCUGUUGUGCUGCAGUAAACUAGGAAAGUCUCCUUUCCAGCUCUUCAUCUCAGAAAAGGAAACAGUUGUGACUGUCCUCCUAGAGCCAGUUUGGGGAAAACUCCUGUGCUAGUCCCAAAGCAGUGCAAACCAUCUUGUCUGCUGUCUUGCCCCAGUUCAGUCUGCUGGGCUGCACUAGGUGUGUUGCCUAGCACGCUGCACCACAGUAAAACUCUUGAACCAUAUUUUGUGGGGUAGGACUGCGUGUGGUGUGCAAGCAGACUGGCUUGUCUACCUGUAGUCUGAUUGUCUUGUCCUGCUCAGUGCUGAAGCAAUCUCAGGAGGAUUGUGGUUCUGUCUGGCAUAUACAGAACACCAGCAGAAAGUUACAAAAAACAAGCAAGGACUGAAAACUGCAGCAGUGACUGCCAGAAGGAAGUUGCUCUGGGAGUGUGGUGAGUCAGCUUUAAAUGUGGCACUGUCUGUUGGUGCCCUUACAGUUCAACACCUGGUACUACCUUGUCCUUGAAGCUUUUUUAAAAGGAAUAGUGAUGAUUCUAAGAUGCUCUUGCUAGAAUGGCAGGGAACAGAAUCUAAUGACAUCUGGCAGUAGUGAGGAAGAAUUGCUUCUCUUACAACUCUGUUCCUCCAAAAAGGUGGGAAUGACCAGAGCUGAUGUGGCUUGAACUAAGUAAUCCUCCUUUCUUUUCUGCAAAACAACACUGUCCUGCCUUCUGUAAGACAGGCCUUCAGGAGCUGUGGCACUCUGGUGCUGCUUAAUUUCCUUAAUUAUUUUGUUUUCCCCUGCUGGCACCUUGUAUGAAUCAUGUAGAAGUGUAUUUGACACCAGGGGCACUUCUCAAGUGGGUCUUCUUUUAAAAUUUGCAUUAAAUACAUUUUUCAGGGCUAAGGGAGGACUGAGAUCAAGGCUGGAUGUGCCUCCCUGCUAUGAAACAGACAUGUCAUUUUUAGCCUAGUCAGAACCAGUUUCUGGGAAGAACUAUCACUUGCUUUCAUGAGAAGUGGGAAAAGUACAAGAAACUCUGGGCUACAACAUAAUCCCUCAAGCAUUGUAGGCAGUGUUGCUCUGUAACCUUCACCUGUCCUGUGGUGAAUGAGUCUCCUGAUCUCACAACUGUUGCAGAGCUCCAUCAGCAGGCUUUUUGUAGUGAUGUGGUGGCACAGCAGCCUUGCCUCUGGUACUGGAAGCUUCUCUGUAGCCAGGACAUUGUGCAGAGGUUACUUAACAGGUGGUAACCAUUGAGCUCUGGAGUUUCUGCUGCCUUAAACCAAACAUUCCUCCCAGAGGGUGAGGCAGGGUUGGCUCAUCUCACAAGCUGCUGACCCCUCUGAAGAAGCAUGUUUUGUGGCUUUGCAUCUCUCAAGCUUCAACAGCACUGCCAGUGAUGUGUUGUAUUGAAAGUCUCUCACCUAACCAAGCAGUUUCCACUGUCACCACUCAUUUGUACCUUGGCAAUCAGUCUCUUGUUUGACAUUAAUUUAUUUGUCUGUAUUCAUGUUGAACAUGUGUGAUUUUUGUUUGGUUUGUUUCCUACAAGAAAAUAAAACCCUUGUGAAUGGAGGUUCUUUGUGUGUGUCAGCACUAGUGAAGCAUCUGUGGGAGUAAUGGAGUUGAGGUUCUGCCUGGUGAGGCUUUGGCAGCACUUGCAUCAGGGUAAAAUAUUAGCUCUAACACUCCCGCUUGACUGGGUAGGUUUAAAGCCAGACUCAGCCAUGCCUUGGACUUGUGUAGGUGAAGCUAAAUGUGAAAUCUGUGUUUUCUUGAUCUAAUCAAAGGGAGAUUCUUCAUGUUCCCAAGCCU
Messenger RNA from Dryobates pubescens (Downy woodpecker), 2958 nucleotides. Its product is annotated as KIAA1191 ortholog. The record is from RefSeq and is a predicted model, not a curated record. The transcript has 7 exons. Gene Ontology annotation, cellular component: cytoplasm. Bases 187 to 1107 code for a protein of 306 amino acids. Lineage: Eukaryota; Metazoa; Chordata; Aves; Piciformes; Picidae.